This is a messenger RNA of Mesorhabditis spiculigera, 1713 nucleotides long. The record is from the annotation of a GenBank genome assembly. Lineage: Eukaryota; Metazoa; Nematoda; Chromadorea; Rhabditida; Rhabditidae.
AUGGACCGUUGCCAGUCGCGGCGCCGUUCGUUCCUUGACCGCCUCCGCGCAAGUGAUGAGGACCCGGAUUUUGAGCGGAAGCGGACGUAUUGCUGCGGUAUCCUAAACGUCGAGCCCGUCCUGCUACUUAUCACAAUUUCAACCGGACUAUACGCCACUUCACAGCCCCUUUUCACCUACUGGGCACGAUGCGUCGAGCUGGCAGCAAGCAUGUACCCGGAGGAGGCGAACAUCUCCUCCCUGUGCGCCAUGAUCGCCGGCGACAACGAGACGGCACUGCAGGACCUCGUUGAAAAGGACAUCUCAGCGACAAAAAUAUGGUUACAGAUCGCCAGCUCGGUGCCCACGUUUCUGAUCGCUCCCAUCAUCGGCACGUGGUCGGAUAAGACUGGCCGCAAGCUGCCCCUCCUAUUCGCCAUGUCGGGUUUCAUCCUCUACUCGUUCUUCAAUCUGCUUGCCACGCUUACCUACGAGACGUCAAAUAUCUAUUUAUGGUUCUUCCUCGCAGAGAUCUCGAUUGGCUUCUGCGGUGGUGCCACGACCCUGUUCACAACGAUGCUUGCCAUUGUCACAGAUGAUUGCAGAAAUCAGCUGAAUCCGGGAAGCACGAUGGUACCGCUGCGAAUUGGCGUCGCCUCCUCGAUCCAGUCGUUGGGCUCCUUACUGGGGACGCUAGCCGUCUCCUUGCUGGCCAUCCCCGCCUACAUCAGCGUCACCGGGCACGCGCAAAGCUACGUCAACUGCGCGGUAAUCCAAUUCACCGCCGUGUUGAUCGCGUUCGUGUACACAAUUUUCUACGUCAAAGAAACGCAUCACCCGCAGCUCGACCCGUACACGACGGCCGCACGAUUUGGGGGUUAUCUGGUACGCGCCGAUUCGGAAACUUCGGAAGUUCAGCCAGAGACGGGCUGUAUCGCGAAGGCAAAAGGAUAUUUCAACGCGUUGAUGGAGGUGCUUCUUGAGCGACGGCCAGGGUGGACACGUUUGUGCCUCAAUCUUUCCAUCUUCUUCGUUUUUGUCGAAUUUUUGGCGAUGGACGCGGGCCUCCUCUUUCUCCUCGUCAAGCGGCAACCCUUCGCGUGGACCGACAAGAAGUUCAGCGAGUUCAGCGUGUGGCGCGGGCUGUUCUUUUCGCUGGGCAUGGUGCUGGGUCCGUUGAUGUUGUCGAAGAUGAACGUGCUCGGAAAGGACAGCUUGCUGAUCAUUAUCGGAUCGCUGUUCUCGGCCAUUUCGUUCUUGAUCUUGGCAUUUGCCACCACAACUCAACAGAUCUUUGCCACUGCCUUCCUGGCGAUUUUCGUGGGUGUCAUCUCGCCGGGAUUCCGCUCAUUCUUGCCGCGAAUGGUGCCAAAGGAGCAGACGGCUCGGCUACUCACGCUAAUUAGUAUCGUGUUGGCAAUCUGCCCAAUAAUCUCGUCACUGAUCUUCAACAAUCUCUUCAACUGGAGUAUCGACUGGUGGCCCGGGUUCAGCUUUCUCAUCUGCGGAUGCUGUCAACUGUUUUCGGCUGCUGGCCAGGGAUUUAUCCACCGUUUGAUGAAGCCGCAGUGGAAGUUGGACAAGGAGCUGCGAGAUCACCGGAAAAGGCUUGGCCUCGAGCCGGAAGGGCCCGCCGAGCGACUGGCACAUCCAGUGGACCCCGAGGAGCGGAGCGUGUCAAAUACGGCCGUCGGGUCGGAUGUAAAUGAGGAGCUGGCCCGGUCGCUGAAUGCA